Iphiclides podalirius (scarce swallowtail) is the source of this 495-nucleotide messenger RNA. Lineage: Eukaryota; Metazoa; Arthropoda; Insecta; Lepidoptera; Papilionidae. The record is from the annotation of a GenBank genome assembly.
AUGUCUUCUCUACCUAUUGUUUCAAUCACAAGACGAGAGUCUUUUAGUUCUUGUCAUAGAUUACACAGCCAAUUUUUAAGUGAUGAGGAAAACAAAAAGUUGUAUGGCAAGUGCAAUAAUCCAAAUGGACAUGGACAUAACUAUGUUGUUUUGGUGACUGUUAAAGGACCAGUAGAUCAACAAACCGGUAUGGUAAUGAAUGUUCAUGAUUUGAAGCGCUAUAUGCACUCUGCUAUAAUGGAACCAUUAGACCAUAAAAAUUUGGACCAAGAUGUUCCUUAUUUUAAAGCUGUGGUGAGCACCACAGAAAAUCUAGCAAUUUUUAUUUGGGAUCAAUUGCAAAAAAUAAUGGACAAGCCUCAAUUAUUGCAUGAAGUAAAAAUAUUAGAGACUGAAAAGAAUCAUGUUGUAUACAGAGGUGGUAAUACAUAUCAAAGAAAGAAAUUUAAUUCCAGUCUCCACACAAAUCACCAUGAUGUUUCUUCUGAUUCAGAC